AGCUUGGAGUCCGAGCUCGGCGUGGAGUUCCCGGUGAAGGUGGAGGCGCCGCACAUCGUCCCUCGACGACAGCUGCACGUGGAGGCGUCCGACGCGCUCGGGGACUUCACGCGCAAGACGCAAGAGUCGGACAAGAUGCCCGGGAACUUGGGAUCGCUGCUUCUGAAGUACGUCAAGGUGACCCCGGGCGGCGUGCUCGUGUUUCUUCCAAAGUAUUCGCUCAUCCAACGCGUGAUCGACGAGUGGGCGCACACGGGGAUGCUGGAAGAGCUCGAGAAGCACAAGCGCGUCGUGUACGAAGAACCCGGCGCGGAGACGCUCGCACCGACGAUGGAGACGUUCAAGGACGCGAUCGAGUCCGGUCGCGGCGGCGUGUUCCUCGCCGUGUACCGCGGGAAAGUCAGCGAGGGGUUGGAUUUUAAAGACGCCAACGCGCGCGCCGUGUUCUGCGUCGGGAUCCCUUUCCCGUCCCUCGGCGACGUCAAGGUGAAGCUCAAGCGCGAGUACAACAAUCACGUGGAGAGCAAGAAACAAGGCCUGAUGUCCGGCGGGGAGUGGUACACGCACCAGGCGUUUCGGGCGUAUAACCAGGCGUUGGGCCGGUGCGUUCGGCAUCAGUUCGAUUACGCGUGCAUCUUUCUCGUGGACGCUCGGUUUUGCAUGCACGACGAGGCGUCGCACAACAAGCGGAUGGUGAGCAAGUGGAUGCGUAACCUGGUGACGCACUACUCGCAGUCCAGAGAGAGCGUCGGGACGGUCAGAGAGUUU
This is a messenger RNA of Micromonas pusilla CCMP1545, 768 nucleotides long. RefSeq lists its product as uncharacterized. Gene Ontology annotation, biological process: double-strand break repair involved in meiotic recombination; nucleotide-excision repair. NCBI's taxonomy places the organism in Eukaryota, Viridiplantae, Chlorophyta, Mamiellophyceae, Mamiellales, Mamiellaceae. The record is from RefSeq and is a predicted model, not a curated record. The transcript has a single exon. The annotation marks the transcript as partial. Gene Ontology annotation, molecular function: ATP binding; hydrolase activity, acting on acid anhydrides, in phosphorus-containing anhydrides; nucleic acid binding. Gene Ontology annotation, cellular component: nucleus.